AUGUUUAAGCGCACAGUGCUCUCCUGCCCAUCCCCAGCAGCACCCCCACUACAGGCCCGAGGAGCUUUCCGGAGCUUCCCACACUUCUGGGGAGAAGACUUCUUAGCCAGCUUGAUGUUUAAAAUUCAGCUGGAGCCCUUAAAACUUCGAGCGUGGACGCUGAAUGGGUUUGUAAAGUUUCGAAACAAGGAGACCAGUGCCGGUCCAGUGGCUGUGAUGGGAAAGGAUUACUACAAGAUUCUUGGGAUCCCAUCUGGAGCCAAUGAGGAUGAGAUCAAGAAAGCCUAUCGGAAGAUGGCCUUGAAGUACCAUCCAGAUAAGAACAAAGAACCCAAUGCUGAGGAGAAGUUUAAGGAGAUUGCAGAGGCCUAUGAUGUGCUGAGUGACCCUAAGAAACGGGGCCUGUAUGACCAGUAUGGGGAGGAAGGCCUGAAGACUGGCGGCGGUUCCUCAGGUGGCUCCAGCGGCUCCUUUCACUACACCUUCCAUGGAGACCCCCAUGCUACCUUUGCCUCCUUCUUUGGAGGCUCCAACCCCUUUGAUAUCUUCUUUGCCAGCAGUCGCUCAGCUCGCCCCUUCAGUGGCUUUGACCCAGAUGACAUGGAUGUGGAUGAAGAUGAUGACCCCUUUGGCGCCUUUGGUCGCUUUGGCUUCAAUGGGCUGAGUAGGGGUCCAAGGCGAGCCCCAGAACCACUAUACCCUCGGCGCAAGGUUCAGGACCCACCUGUGGUGCAUGAGUUGAGGGUGUCCCUGGAGGAAAUCUACCACGGCUCCACCAAACGCAUGAAGAUCACAAGGCGGCGCCUUAACCCUGACGGGCGCACUGUGCGCACCGAGGACAAGAUCCUGCAUAUUGUCAUCAAGCGUGGUUGGAAGGAAGGCACCAAGAUCACCUUCCCCAAAGAGGGCGAUGCCACACCGGACAACAUCCCUGCCGACAUCGUCUUUGUGCUCAAAGACAAGCCCCACGCACACUUCCGCCGAGACGGCACCAACGUGCUCUACAGUGCCCUGAUCAGCCUCAAGGAGGCGCUGUGUGGCUGCACCGUGAACAUUCCCACCAUUGAUGGCCGAGUGAUCCCUUUGCCCUGCAAUGAUGUCAUCAAGCCAGGCACCGUGAAGAGACUCCGUGGGGAGGGCCUUCCCUUCCCCAAGGUGCCCACCCAGCGGGGAGAUCUCAUUGUCGAGUUCAAAGUUCGGUUCCCAGAUAGAUUAACACCACAGACACGGCAGAUCCUUAAGCAACACCUACCUUGUUCCUAG
Molecule: messenger RNA, 1263 nt
Organism: Rangifer tarandus platyrhynchus (Svalbard reindeer)
Lineage: Eukaryota; Metazoa; Chordata; Mammalia; Artiodactyla; Cervidae
Source: the annotation of a GenBank genome assembly